GGGGGACUCGCGGGGAGCAGGGCCGGGGGGUUCGGAGGGCUCGAUGCUGCCGUGGCGCUGUUCACCCCGGGACGUGCGAUGAGUUGUGCAGAGAACGCCCGGGGGAGGGACGGGGCUGCGUGUGCGACUGUGAGUGUGUGUGUGUGUGUGUGUGUGAGAGAGAGACAUUUAUAGAUCACGUGUGAAACUUGAUCUCCCCGCAGUGGACCCAGAGGAAAGAAAAAAGAUAGAAGUAUUGUUUUUAAACAGAUUUUUUCCUUUGUUUUUCUUUUUUUUUUUUUUUUUUUCCUCCCCUCUCCCCCUGCGAGGGCUGGCGAUAAAAGGCCGGGGCGGCCAGCGCCGGCUCAGAGGGAGGAAAUGCCGAAAUCGCCGCGGUCGGACGCGGCGGCGAGCGCCCACUGACCCAUCUCUGCACGGAGCGAGCUGCCGGCGCAUCUCCGGUCGUGGCACCCCGGCCUCGGGGGGACCCCCGUGAGCGCCAUGCGGGCGCUCAGCCUCGGCCUCGUGGCCCUGACCUGUGCCACGACGGCUCUGUGCGCUGCCGGAGCUCAGCGCCGGGCUCUGGAGGGCGGCGGCCGCCGGCGCUACCACCGCGUGCAGCACGGCCACUGCAGCUACACCUUCGUGCUGCCCGAGGCCGAGCCCCUGCCCUGCCCGGCCGCCCCCGGCCCUGCCCCCGGCCCGGCCAACGUGCUGCUCCAGCGGGACUCGCCGGCCGGCACCGCCGGGCACGGGGCUGCCCAGCGCCUGCGGCACCUGGAGAGGAUCCUGGAGAACAGCACCCAGUGGCUGCUGAAGCUGGAGAGCUACAUCCAGAGCAGCGUGAAGCCGGAGGUGGCGGAGCUGCAGCAGACGGCGGUGCAGAACCAGACCGCAGCCAUGCUGGAGAUGGGCAGCUCCCUCCUGAACCGCAGCGCCGAGCAGAGCCGCAAGCUGACCGACGUGGAGGCCCAGGUGCUGAAUCAGACGUGGCGCAUCGAGAUGCAGCUCCAGGAGAAUUUCCUGUCCACCACCAAGCUGGAGAAGCAGCUGCUGCUGCAGACCAAUGAGAUCCACAAGCUGCAGAACCGAAACAACAUCCUGGAGGUGCGGGUGCUGGAGAUGGAAACGAAGCAGCAGGCGGAGCUGGCGGGGGCCCACUCAGAGAAGGAGAAGCUGCAGCGGCUGCUGAGCCGGCAGAGCGGCACCAUCGAGGAAAUGGAAAAGACGCUGCUGGCUGCCAGUGCCAACACCAGCCAGCUCCAGCGCCAGCAGCUCCAGCUCCUCCAGUCUGUCCAGAGCCUGGUGCGCCUCGUCUCCCAGGGCAGAGCCAUGUCACCUGGGCAGGAGCAGCAGUUCCAGGACUGUGCUGAGGUGCGCCGGGCAGGCAUCCAUGCCAGUGGCAUCUACACCCUGCACAUUGCCAACCUCAGCGAGCCCAAAAAGGCAUACUGUGACAUGGAGACGGAUCGGGGGGGCUGGACCAUCAUCCAGCUUCGUGCCAACGGCAGCCUCAGCUUCCAGAGGAGCUGGAGGGAGUACAAGCAGGGCUUUGGGGACGCGUCAGGAGAGUACUGGCUGGGGAAUGAGGCCGUGCACCUGCUGACGAGCCGGGUGCCCUACGCCCUGAGGGUGGAGCUGCAGGACUGGGAGGGCGGCCAGGUGUAUGCCCACUACGGGAAAUUCCAGCUGGGGAGCGAGCGGCAGUUUUACAGAAGUCUGCAGUGUCACCACGGCCAUGCUGGAGGAACCGUGGGCAGGGGUGAAGGAGCUGGAGCUGGAGCUGCAGGAGCUGCAGGAGUGGGACAAAGCCAGACCUGCCAAAGUGGGCUCCAGCAUAUGGAAACCCCCUGAUCUAACCUCAGCUUCUCUCCCCGAAUUUCUGCUGGGCCUCAGGGUUUUGUCUUGGGGACAGGGCUCCAAGACCCACCCCCCCACCCACCCAGUGAUGGGGCUCUGAGAACCCCUGGGACCAUGUGCAUUCAGAGGGACCCCAGAUAUGAUGGGGGCUUUGCCUUCUCACUGGUUUUGAAUAUUGUAAAUCCCCCACCAUCCCACUUUACUGCAGGAUUAGAGGAGCUGGAUGGGACAGGAAUCCUGAUAAGCAUGGGGGCUGGUGGUUCCUCCCUCCCCUUUCAUCCAGAGACAGCCAUGGCCACAGGCUGUCCCCUUCCAAGCACGUCCCAAGCCACUGUCCCCAUGUAUGGCAGGACAGGCACUGCUCCUCAUGGGAUGGAGCUGGGUUUUUCCAGCUCUCAGAGAGGACAGGAAGAGCAAGGGGUGUCCUUCGGGGCCUUCAUGGGGACCUUGGAUGGCCAGUGGCCCAGUCCUGGAAGGCCCUUGCUGGGAACAGACACUGCUGGGGCAGGAGCUGGCAGAGCCCCAGGACUGGCAGGAAGGGGCUGGGGGGUCGUGGGUGGGGAGGGGGCUGUGGGUUAAAGGGGUGGGAGGCGGGAGGUGGUGGGUGCUGGCACCGACACCGGCUGUGCACACAGCAGUGGGGGGGCUCCUGCUGCCUGCCCUCAUCACUGUCCCGAGGCACCCGCUAAUUAACGCUGAUUAAAGCACGUGACGUUGUUGGCGCUUCCAGAA
Molecule: messenger RNA, 2571 nt
Organism: Haemorhous mexicanus (house finch)
Lineage: Eukaryota; Metazoa; Chordata; Aves; Passeriformes; Fringillidae
Gene: ANGPT4
Product: angiopoietin 4
Exons: 8
Coding region: 481-1833 (450 amino acids)
Biological process (GO): signal transduction
Molecular function (GO): receptor tyrosine kinase binding
Source: RefSeq, a predicted model, not a curated record